Messenger RNA from Exophiala spinifera, 531 nucleotides. RefSeq lists its product as uncharacterized. Gene Ontology annotation, cellular component: Golgi apparatus. The coding region runs from base 1 to 531 and encodes 176 amino acids. The record is from RefSeq and is a predicted model, not a curated record. NCBI's taxonomy places the organism in Eukaryota, Fungi, Ascomycota, Eurotiomycetes, Chaetothyriales, Herpotrichiellaceae. The transcript has a single exon.
AUGGCCCGCAUCAGCAUUCCUCUCGACGCCUUGACGUCCCGCCUCAACCUUUCCGAUCGCUUCAGCAGCGUCCGCAAUCAGCCUCUUGCGGCUCGAUUCGCCAACAUCAAGCCCAUCUCCGAGUUCUUGGAUAUCAAGAGACUGUCAAAGCCCAACAACUUCGCUGAAGUCCAGACCAGAGUCAACUACAACCUGAGCUACUUUUCCAGCAACUAUGCGGCUGUCUUUGUCAUGCUCAGUAUCUACAGCCUCCUCACUAAUCUGUGGCUCCUUUUCGACAUCAUCCUCGUAGUUGGUGGCAUGUGGGCGAUUGGCAAGUUGCAAGGCGGAGAUCUUGAACUCGGCACUCUCCGUGCUACUACUUCACAACUCUACACCGGUUUGGCCUGCGUUGCCGUUCCAAUCGCAUUCAUUGCUUCCCCUAUCGGCACAUUUUUGUGGCUGAUCGGCGCGACCGGCGUGACCAUUCUCGGUCAUGCUUCGCUCAUGGAUAGACCUAUCGAGAAUGCUUUUUCCGAGGAGGCGGUCUAG